AUGGACGAUUCACAGGGCGAGCAAGAUAACGGACCCUCACGAGAAGCCGCAAUCUCCAAUCAUGCCACCGGCGGCCCUUUGCGAAUGACAUUGGGGGAAGCUGCUGAGAAGCAAAUCAUCAGGAACCAGCUUGAUUCACCUAUUGUUGAGCCGAGCUAUUUGGCACUCUAUCGUUAUGCGGACUUUUGGGACUGCCUUCUUAUCGGCAUUAGCGCUAUCAGUGCUAUUGCUGCGGGUGCUGUUCUUCCUCUCUUAUCCAUUCUGUUCGGUCAGUUGACUUCUGCAUUCCAACGGGUAUCUCUCGAUACUAUCGCAUACCAUGACUUCGAGGCACAGUUGAACAAGAACGUUUUGUACUUCGUCUACAUUGGCAUUGCCGAGUUAGCAACAGUCUACAUAUCAACUGUGGGUUUCAUAUACACUGGGGAGCGGAUCACCCAGAAAAUCCGACAAGAAUAUCUCAGGGCCAUUCUGCGCCAGAACAUUGCCUACUUCGACAAUCUUGGAGCCGGAGAGAUCACCACACGGAUAACAGCUGACACCAAUAUUAUCCAAGACGGCAUCUCCCAGAAGAUUGGCCUCACCUUGACGGCUGUGGCAACGUUUGUCACUGCAUUCAUCAUUGCCUACGUUAAGUAUUGGAAACUCGCACUAAUCUGCACGUCGACAAUUGUGUGUCUGCUGUCGGUCAUGAGUGGCGGCUCCAGUCUCAUCAUUCGUUUCGGCAAGCGGUCUUUUCAGAGCGUUGCCAGUGGCAGCACUGUUGCCGAAGAGGUGAUUAGAUCAAUUCGAACGGUCACCGCAUUUGGGAACCACGAGCGGCUCGCAGAACAAUACGACACAUAUCUGAGAACGGCUGAGAGACAGGGCGUCAGGAUGCAACUUAUACAAGCAGCCAUGAUCGGGUCUCUUUACGCCGUCAUGUUCUGGAAUUACGGUCUCGGUUUUUGGCAAGGCUCGCGCUUCCUGAUCAAUGGCGAAGCGGACGUUGGCCAAAUCUUGACCAUCUUGAUGGCCAUUCUCACUGGCUCCUACUCUCUCGGAAACGUCGCUCCAAAUAGCCAGGCUUUCAAUAACGCGGUGGCAGCAGCAGCUAAGAUAUACAGCACCAUUGAUCGCCAAUCACCUCUUGACCCGACUUCCGACGUUGGCAAGAGGCUUACGCAGGUAAUAGGCAGCAUAGAAUUGCGAAAUGUGAGGCAUAUAUAUCCUUCUCGGCCUGAAGUUACAGUGGUGAAGAGCAUAAGUCUUCUCGUCCCAGCAGGUCGCACAACCGCGCUCGUGGGUCCUUCUGGGUCCGGCAAAAGCACCAUUAUCGGGUUACUCGAGCGCUUUUACAGCCCUGUAAGCGGCGAGAUCCUGCUGGACGGACACAACAUACAAUCCCUGAACCUCCGAUGGCUUCGAAACCAAAUUUCGCUAGUUGGUCAGGAGCCUAUACUCUUUUCUGCGACAAUCUUCGAGAAUAUCAAGUUUGGGCUUACCGGCACUCCGCUUGAGAAUGAACCUCCAGAACUGACACGAAAGCGCAUUGAAGAGGCGGCCGAGAUGGCCAACGCACAUGCCUUUAUUACGUCUCUGCCUGACGGAUACGAGACCCAUGUGGGGGAACAGGGGUUCUUACUCUCAGGCGGCCAAAAACAGCGUGUUGCCAUCGCCCGUGCAAUCGUGAGCGACCCGAAGAUUCUCCUCCUCGACGAGGCCACUUCAGCCUUGGACACCAAAUCAGAAGAAGUCGUGCAAGCAGCACUCGAUAAAGCUGCCAAGGGGCGUACGACUAUCAUCAUCGCACAUCGGCUUUCGACAAUAAAAGCAGCUGACAACAUUGUCGUUAUGGUUCACGGCGAGAUUGCGGAGCAAGGAACUCAUGAAGAGCUACUGUCUCUAGAAGGCGAAUACUUCAAACUCGUUGAGGCACAGAGACUGGGCGACAUCAACGAAGCGCAAUAUACAGCAAGCCUGUCCGCACAGGGUCAAGGAGCCGUAAUCUUGAACGAGUGCACAGAGAAGGCGGCCCGCGUUGCAUCCUUUCAAAGUGGAAGUUUCGCCGCGGCCUACAAUGAAAAGCCAUUAGCGGCCAGAACCAAAGAGCAAGAGACGGCGUCUCGAGCAACCAUCUCGUCAGCCAGAGAGACAGCCAAGGCCGAAAAGCACUACUCGCCUUGGACUUUGGUCAAGUUCACCGCGUCUUUCAAUCGACCUGAGCUCCUACUCAUGAUUGUUGGCCUCAUUUUCGCGAUUCUGGCAGGUUGCGGCCAGCCGUCUCAGGCUGUCAUUUACUCCAAAGCCAUCAACACAUUAGCUUUACCACCAGAAUUGUACAAGAAGCUCCGACGCGAUGCUAAUUUUUGGUCCCUGAUGCUUUUCAUACUCGGUAUCGCUCAAUUUUUCCUCUUCUCGAUACAAGGCAUUUGCUUGGGGAUCAGCUCAGAGAAGCUGCUCCGCCGCGCCAGAAGUAAGGCGUUCAAAGUCUUACUGCGGCAAGACAUUGCCUUUUUCGAUGAGCAUUCGACUGGUGCCCUGACGUCCUUUCUCUCCACCGAGACGAAGCAUCUGUCUGGCAUUAGUGGAGUAACACUAGGCACAAUCUUCAUGGUGUCGACAACUCUUACGGCGUCCAUGGUCGUUGCCCUGGUUAUUGGGUGGAAACUGGCCUUGGUUUGUAUCUCAAUCGUGCCCGUGCUCUUGUUCUGCGGAUUUUGGAGAGUCUCGAUGCUUGCUCGAUUCCAAGCACAGUCCAAGAAGGCCUAUGAGGCGUCCGCUAGCUAUGCCUGCGAGGCAACCGCAGCUAUUCGCACCGUAGCUUCGCUCUGUCGCGAAGACGAUGUCCUCGCUACAUAUCAAGGCCAGCUCGCAAGUCAGGCACGAGCUAGUUUUCUAUCGGUGUUUAAAUCUUCCUUUUUUUAUGCGCUAUCGCAAGCACUCACGUUCUUCUGCAUGGCUUUAGGAUUUUGGUACGGUGGUACGCUCCUUGGUAAGCACGAGUAUACAAUUUUCCAGUUCUUCGUUUGUUUCAGCGAGGUUAUAUACGGUGCCCAAGCCGCCGGCUCAAUUUUUUCCAACGCGCCUGAUAUUGGAAAGGCCAAGAAUGCAGCUGCCGAGCUGAAAAAACUCUUCGACCGCAAGCCUCUCAUUGAUGUGUGGUCCAAAGAGGGCGAGGUCAUUGCCAACAUCCAGGGCUCUAUCGAGUUUUGUAAUGUGCAUUUCCGAUAUCCUACGCGUCCCACACAGCCUGUGCUGGCGGGUCUGAGCUUUACAGCCAAACCAGGGCAAUUCGUCGCAUUAGUUGGUGCCAGCGGGUGUGGCAAAAGCACAACCAUUGCGCUCUUAGAGCGCUUCUACGAUAUUUCUUCGGGCCAUAUAUAUGUUGACGGAAAAGAUAUUUCACAGCUGAACGUUAACUCGUAUCGAAGCCAGCUUGCUCUCGUCAGUCAGGAGCCAUUACUAUGUCGGGGCACGAUCCGAAGCAAUAUUCUCCUGGGCAGCAACGAUCUGCAGGUAACUGAAGAUGCGGUCAUCAAGGCGUGUAAGGAGGCCAAUAUCUACGACUUCAUUCUUUCGCUUCCAGAAGGUCUAGACACAUUGGUCGGCAGUAAGGGUAGCAUGCUAUCCGGCGGCCAAAAACAACGUGUUGCAAUUGCCCGAGCCCUUCUUCGAGAUCCAAAAAUUCUCCUUCUUGACGAAGCAACUUCGGCUCUUGACUCAGAGUCGGAGAUGGUUGUACAAGCAGCUCUAGAUGCCGCUGCCCGAGGCCGCACAACCAUCGCGGUGGCUCAUCGCCUCAGUACUAUAAGAAAAGCCGACACCAUUUACGUAUUCGACGAGGGCCAUGUAGUUGAGAGCGGAACUCAUCAUGACCUUAUGCAACACAAGGGCCGCUAUUACGAGUUAGUGAACCUACAAAGCCUGGGAGAAGGUCCCUAA
Messenger RNA from Trichoderma citrinoviride, 3924 nucleotides. RefSeq names its product P-loop containing nucleoside triphosphate hydrolase protein. The coding region runs from base 1 to 3924 and encodes 1307 amino acids. Gene Ontology annotation, cellular component: membrane. The transcript has 4 exons. NCBI's taxonomy places the organism in Eukaryota, Fungi, Ascomycota, Sordariomycetes, Hypocreales, Hypocreaceae. The record is from RefSeq and is a predicted model, not a curated record. Gene Ontology annotation, molecular function: ATP binding; ABC-type transporter activity; ATP hydrolysis activity. Gene Ontology annotation, biological process: transmembrane transport.